AUGGCUGAUUCAUUGUUCAGAUCUUAAGAUUCUUUUUAAAACGUGCUGAAUUACUUUAGCGAUAUGGGAUUUGACAAAAAAAAUAUUUGGGAAGCUUGGAAGAAUACAAACCAUAGACACAACUUAAUGCUUAAUGAAUUGAUAAGAAUAUAGCAAGAAUAAGGUAAAGUCCCAUAAUAAAACAUAAUCAAAGAUAGUAAAGAAGACUCGCAAAUUUAAUAAGCUAUCAGACUUUCACUUAGAUCUUUUACAAGUGAAGCAAACACAGAAGAAUAUAUAAGAAAAGGAGACCAUCCCGCAGGGCUUUUCAACUUAGGAAGAACCUGCUAUUUUAAUGUAGUUAUCCAGACUCUCUUUAGUAUCAAAGAACUCAGAGAGAUUAUUCUUAGCAUUGAUUUAAAUAUGAAGUAACCUGAAAACUAAUCAAGUAUUUAAGAUGAAGAAAGAUAAAAAUAUGUCAAUUUGACAAAAUAAUUCUAAAUUCUCUUUUCAUGCUUGCUGAAAGGCUAAAAGUCCUUCCAAAACCCUAAAGAGCUUUUUGAGAGUUUAAGGGAGUUUAAUGGAGAAGUAUUUAAAAUUGGUGAAGAAAAUGAUUUUUGGGAGUUUUAAAAUUCCAUUUUUGAAAUUUUAGAAAAAAGUUUCUCUAAGUUAUACAAUAUAAGUGAGUCAGAACUGAAAAAUUUACCCUAAUAAAGCAGCUUAUUCUUAAGUUAGCUCAUGUCUAUCAACUUAAAAUAAGAUUUUUUCACAAAUAAGCUUGAAGAAGAUAAGAAGAAAUAGCUAGUCUCAUAAUAAAAGAACUAUAAUCCUAUGACUGAGCUAUUUUAUGGUAAAGUUCAAGAGUGCAUUACUUACAAUGAAGGAAAUAAUGAAUUAAAAAAAUUUAAUGAAUACGUACAGGGUAUAGUUAGUUUGGAAGUAAAGCACGGUGAUUUGUACAAAGCACUUGAGGCUUCUUAAAUUUUUGAAAUUCCAGACUAUGAACUUUAAUCUGGCUGCAAAACAAAGGCAAAGAUUGAAAAUAAGUUUAAGAAAGCUCCUUAAAUUCUUAAUUUCUGCAUUAAUCGCUUAGACUUUGAUAGGAAAAAUUUACGUACUGUCAAACUUAACAACUAAUUUUACUUCGAAAAAGAGUUGAAUUUGACAAAUUUCUGUGUUUAAGAUGACUAACUGGAAGGUACCUUAAGGACUGAAGACCUAGAUUAAAUAAACAAAUUGAAUAGGUAAAUCAAGAAAAUUGAAGAAAAACUUAAAUAGUGCUAAAAUCCUAACUGCGCUCCUAUAUAAUUAGAGUCUUGCUUUGAAAACAUCUUAUAAUUUUUAUAGAAAUAACAAUAGUUGUAGUAGCAAGAUGACUUCAUUGACAUAGACGAAUACGAUGUAAUGGAAUUAGAUUAAGCAACAGGAUUCUUUGGAUUGCUUUCAUGUUCUUAACAGGAGUUAAAAACUACAAUUUAGAUUCUUAACAAUUAUAAGAACUAAAUAACUAAACAAACUGAGAGCCUUUCUGAAAAGCUAGAAAAGCUAAGAAAAGAGCGUUGGCAAUUAUACAGAAAGUCUAAAAAGAAUAUAUAUGAGCUUUUCUCAAUCUUAAUGCAUGAAGGAACAGCAGAUUCAGGUCAUUAUUACUGCUACAUAUGGAACGAAUAAAAAUAGAAGUGGUUUAAAUACAAUGAUAGCACUGUUACAGAGGCUAAUGAAGAAGAUUUGUUAUUUGAAGCUUACGGAAAGCCAGACUCAACUAAGAAUGCAUGCUGUCUUUUCUAUAGAAAUAAAAUUCAUAAAACUGACUAUAAAGCAAAUACAAUAGUUCCACCUUAGCUUUAAGAAAUAGUCAACUAGAGAGACAAGGAAUUUUUUGAUAACAUUGAUAGAUAAAAGGUUUUAAAUGCUUUAGAGCCAUUUAAGAGAAAAUUACAACAAGAAAUCACUAAAAGGUAGGCUGCAAUAUUAAAAAACAAAGAUUCUCUUUAAUGCAUAAUUGAACUUACUAACUUUUAGAAUUUCUUGAUCAACUUAGAAGAUUUUAAGCAUUAUGGAAUCAGGGAUAUUUUAAUACAAAUGAUUAAGGAUCCUGAGUUAGAAAGUAUCAAGGCAGAGCUUAGAGAUCCUAGCAAUUUUGACAAUGGUAUAGAGAUUUUCUUCCAACAAUUAGAAAAAGUUUGUAGAAUCCCUUCUUACUUAAACAUGAAUGAAUCCCAAAUAAGUGAGUAUAAUCUUUUGAAAGAAGCUCAUUAGAAAAUUUUACACUGCUAAAAAGAAUUCGAAAUGAUACUCAAAAAAUUUGAGAAAAUUGAAUCCUAUCCUGAAGUUUUAAAGAGUUUGGGAGCUAUUCAAUUAUGUUUAAAAGACAUGAACCCUUAUAUUUCUAAAAACAGCUUGAUUGCAGUACGCUUAUCCUAGGGUACAAAUUAUAUGCUAUAAGUUCAAUUGUUGAAAGGAUGCUUUAAUAUUGAUUGUCUUAUGUAAAAAUAAAAUACUUCAGAGCUAAUAAAUUUAACAAAUUUAAUUGUUAUUUGCUUAAUGACCUUCUUUAGAGGAGAUGAAACGCUCAAAAAGUAAAUAGAACAAAAUCUUAAAUACACUCUUAACACUCAUGGAACCAACUCAAGACUAUUUAAUGAAUAACUUUUCUAAGCUUUCCGUACUUCUAUUGAUUAAAUUUCAAAAAUAAAUUAAUUAUUUGAAAAGAAUGUUUAAGAUAUGAGAAAAGUUUUUUGUUUGAAGUAUUUAAAUGAGAAGAUUAAUUGGGAUUCUGAAGUUGAAUUAGUUGAAAUGUCAACUUCUUUACUCAAUUCUUGGGACAAGCAGUUAACAACACUAACAUUAUGGAGAAAUUUCUUAGAUAAGCUAAUGUCCUCAAACAAAUUAAUCUCAAACGAUGAAAGAUUAAAUCAAGAAGAGCUCUAAUAUGAAAAAUAUAUCUGA
Molecule: messenger RNA, 2928 nt
Organism: Tetrahymena thermophila SB210
Lineage: Eukaryota; Ciliophora; Oligohymenophorea; Hymenostomatida; Tetrahymenidae
Product: ubiquitin carboxy-terminal hydrolase
Exons: 8
Biological process (GO): regulation of protein stability; protein deubiquitination
Cellular component (GO): cytosol; nucleus
Molecular function (GO): cysteine-type deubiquitinase activity; cysteine-type endopeptidase activity
Source: RefSeq, a predicted model, not a curated record